AACAAAACCCAUUCCCGGGCCAUUUGGGAGUUGCACGCGUUCGCACCCGGGGUUCAGCCCGUUGCGCCUUCACGCGCAACCUUUUUGUUUAUGCGGCGAGCUGGGGAGAGAGGGGCGGAGAGGGACGCAGCUCUCAGUAUGCAGCAGGCAGCCGGGGUAUAUAUAUAAAGCUCGGGUCCCGGGUCUGGCGGAGAGAAGAGGCCCGGCUGGCCCGCGAGCUGGCAGCCGCCUUCUGCUGGGCUCCGCCGCGCCAUGGAAACCGGGGAGCCCUCGGCUAGCGGAGCCGGCGAGUGCGCGCCCCGCCGUUGCCACCGCUUCCCGCCCGCGGGCCGGGAUCGCCCGCCGCGGCGCCGGGGCGCGGACUCCGGCGGCGGCGCCUCCCCCACCCCGGCCCUACCGCUCGCGUCUCCCCAGCUCCUCCCCUCCGCUCUCCGCCCCCCGCCGGCCCCGGGGCCGCGCUCGGCUGCGGGCGGUCCUCCCGGGUCUGGGCUCCCGUCUCCUCGGCGGGCCUCGGGCCCCCCAGCCCGCAGAUCUGCAAGCUUCUGGAGACCGUGGGUUGACACCAGAGGCUACAAGGAGGAGGGGGCGUCGCAGCACGCGGCGGGGGCGAUGCCGGACGACGCCGGGGUGACCGAAGCCUCAGGAAAGCCUUCCCAAUACAGACACCCAGUCAGAAGGAAGAAUGGUGUUCAUAGUUGCAGUUUUACCGCAGAUCGCGCUUGACGUGGAAGAGAAAAUGGAGUGUGAUGAAAAUCGUAAAGAUCAAGAAGCUUCCUAAAAGGGAUCGAGGUUACUUAACAUGACAGUGAAGAGCUAGUUUCCCCGUUGCUAGCCGCGGGAAGUCGGCCUUUCGGUGGAAAUCUUUGUAAGCGUUUACUCAGGUGAAAGGUUCAUUCUGCAGUUUGCUGGCUUCAGAGGGCUGUGAAAUGCACAGCCCAUGGUAUUUGUAUUUGUAUGUAUAUGUUUAUAAGUAGCUUAUAGAGCUCGAUGAAUGUUGAUUAAUUUUCUAUGUAGUGAUGGACACAGGAAAAAAAAUAACCACACCCCUUUGGCAAGUGUUGUAAUAGUUUAGUUUGGUCAGUUUUAGCAGUAUGUAAAGGAUGAGAAGUACCUAACUGGGCCAGACGGAGUGGGGCAAGAUCUGGGAAGUGUGUAUGACAGGAUGUGGUUACCUAGCUGAACCUUGAAGUUAGCCAGAUGGAUGGUAGGUGGGGAAAUGGGACAGAAGAAAUAGCAUAGGUGAAGGGAUACAGAGUCAUGGAACAACAUGGUUCCCAAUGGGAGCCUCAAGGACCUGGAAUUGGGUGCAUGAAGCUGUGAUCAUUCUAGCAGGUAAGCCAUAGGCCACAUCUUCUACACCGUGUUGUAGAGUUUUGUCCUGUUCCUGAGUGUGGCAUUGGGAAUCCAUGGCCUUUAUUUUGUGGAUGGUACCGGGGGUUACUCAAAGCUAGUAUGAUCAAUUUAUGUUUCAGAAAAUGCACUAAGAAAAUGGUAUAUAGAAUUAGUUAGAAAACCAAAAUGAAAUCGGAAGUUACUGUAAUUCAGGCAAGCUAUGAUAAAAAGCCAAUCUAAGGCAUUAGAAGUAGGGAUGAGACUGGGUGAAUUUGGGGAAUGCUUAGGUGACAUAAUAGGUUAUGUAUAUAUAAUGUAUUGGAUAUGGUAGGUAAGGAGGGGUUGAAAAGACAGAAUGGCUUCCGAGUUUGUGGCUAGCGACCAGAUGAAUGCUGUAUUAACAGAGUGGAAAAUAAGGCUUAAAACAGAUUUGGGGAACAAGAUAAUGAGUCCAAUUUUUCAUAUAUUCUAUUUAAUGUGCUUAUGGGGUUUCAAAAUAGAUAUGUCCAGUAAGGAGCUGUGCACCUACACACGUAAGGGGCCUGGAGUCAACAUCUUAAGUGGAAAUACAGACAGUUGGGAGUCUUCAAUAAAUGAACAGUUAAAGAAAUCAUGUCAGUAGACCAAGUCUUCCAGGGGAGUGAGAGAGGUGAGAUGAUCACUCUUGAUAAAACACUGGGGAAGGACAAUACCAACCUGUAUACAGAGAAAAAGCUAUCUUCGAAAGAUACUGAGAAAUAUCACUCAGAACAGGGAAGAAUUCAGGAAAGUGUGAAGUCCCCAAAAGAGAAGUGGUUACUCAGAGAUUCUGGGCAGAGUGUGGUUACAGUUAAACAACAUUCUUUGGGUUUGACAGUUCUAGUUAAGCAUUAGAAAAUUAUGUUUCAGGGGCACCUGGGUGGCUCAGUGGGUUAAACCUCUGCCUUCAGCUCAGGUCAUGAUCUUAGGGUCCUGAGAUCGAGCCCCACAUUGGUCUCUCUGCUCAGCAGGGACCCUGCUGCCCCCCUCUCUCUGCCUGCCUCUCUGACUACUUGUGAUCUCUGUCUGUCAAAUAAAUAAAUAAAAUCUUAAAAAAAAAAAGAAAAUCAUGUUUCCUAUAUAAGAAAUCCCUUUCUUUUCUGAACUACUAUAGCCAUUUAUUUGUACUUCUUUUAAUUUUAUUUUUAUUAAUUUCUAUCUUGAAUACUGUUGAGUAUUUCUCAUUCUUUUUACUCAGUUGUCAAUUUCUUAAGGAUAGAAACUGGGAUUUUUUUCAUCUUUGAAUUAUGAAUUUCAUCUGGCACAAGAGAUUACUAAAAUUGUUAUUGAAUGACUGAAUUAUUGAUGGUUGCUUAUUUAGGCACCAAAAUUAAAACUUUUUGUCAUUCGCUUAGAAACAUUUAUAAACUACAUUGCUUACUUUUCUGCCCUUUACAAUGGAGUAUAUUGAGCAUAAUGAGACCUCUCUGUUAGAAGCACUCUGUUACAAAUGGGUACAUGGGAUUAGCUACCCUACACUAAAAUGUAGUAUUGUUGGUGGGUCAGCCAUAUCCUUCUUCCUUCUUUGCUUUGGAGGAAAAUAAAGGAAGACUAGAUGGCAAAAUUAAUAUUUGUGAAAAAUUUGAAAUUCUGAGGCAAUUUUGUUAUAUGCAAAUUGUAUAAAGCCAGAAUUAUUCUCACUAUCCCAAAAUAGUGUUCCAAAUUCAGUUGUAUGGGGAAAGGGGAGGGAGAUGGGAUCAAGGCUGGUCCCAGAGGAAGCCUUCUUAUAGCCCUGGUGUGAGUACAUAGAAAAACUUUAAAAUAUUGCUUUUUGUACUCUUCUAAAUGUAUGUUGUUAGCUACAUCUGCAACUAACAGUUAAAUCUGUGAGUUUUAAGAUACUAGGUGAUUUCUGCUUUUCUGGAAGGUGCAUAAUAUUUUGUUGUCUUUAUAAAGUUGGGUUUGAGAAUUUUUAAUAUAAUUGUAGGAUUCAUUUUUUUUCUCCAAAGGAUUUUGGAAAUUGGAAGACAAUUCCUCAUCUGUAUACUAUUAAGAAUAAAUAUAUAUAUAACACCUGAAGUGAGCUAAAUAUUUACCACAAAGGGUGUGAAUUUUUUUGAUCCAGUUUACAGCUUGGAUAAAGAUUUAAAAUGAUUAACUAGUUUUUGAUACUUUGUCAACUAGACUUCCAUGACACCUGAGCAAUUUUAAACUAUCUAAAGUCAUUCAUCAGUUGUUAAGUAUAUGGAACUCUUAAAAUUUGAACAUUUCAUGAGUAUAAGGAUUCUGAAUGUGAAAAAAAAAAAUAAAGCAUAUUAUGUUGUCUGCUUC
This is a messenger RNA of Mustela lutreola (European mink), 3621 nucleotides long. RefSeq names its product ripply transcriptional repressor 2 (gene RIPPLY2). The record is from RefSeq and is a predicted model, not a curated record. Bases 253 to 723 code for a protein of 156 amino acids. Lineage: Eukaryota; Metazoa; Chordata; Mammalia; Carnivora; Mustelidae. The transcript has 3 exons. Gene Ontology annotation, biological process: embryonic pattern specification; negative regulation of transcription by RNA polymerase II. Gene Ontology annotation, cellular component: nucleus.